UGCAUACAAAACAGCUGAGAGUACAACAUAUUUUUAGUUCAAUAUAAACCAUUUCGUCCAAAUUAUUCAAUUUAUUUGUGGAUUUUCACAAACCUUGCUGCAAAAAUAAAGAUAAAAGUUUCUGAAAACAUAUAAAUAUGCAAGCUUUAGAUAUUUUAGAAAAACGCAUAGACACUCUGUCUAGAAUUUUGGGGCCUGUGCCGACUGCAAUUGCAACCUGCACCACAGAUACAAGUGAUUCGAACAGCACAGUGACAGUUACCGAAAAUAUAGUGGAUUCAUUAAUAUCAGCAAAUAAUAUUAUGAACGAAGCAAUUUCUGGACGUGAACAAAUCAGAGGGCUUAUGAAUCGUACCGACGAGUUGGAGAAAUACUUGGACCCAAAUUUUCUGGAGGAAAGCCAACAAGUGUGCGCUAAAGAAGUCUACUUAAAUGCUAUUAGCCAUGAUCUGCAUUUACAAUUUGCUGAAUUGGAACAAAUAAGAGACCUUGAACCAACAUUGGGAGCAGAAUACUUUCGUAACAUACCCGCGGAGGAGGGUAUGGACGACUUGCUACAUAUAAAUAUGGAAAAUGAGGAAAUAGCUCGACAAAGUGAAACGAUUGAAGAAAGCUUAAUCUUAGCCAUGAAACAUUACGGUGAAAUACAAGAGAAGGUAAUGUCAUCCUUGGAAACAAUGAAUAAACGCCUACAUAAGCUGGAAGAGAAAAUGUUGCAAAAGCAACGCGAAGAAAUGAAUAAGUCGACAGAAUAAAACUUAUAAAGAUCCGCUAUUUUCCUUUAUAUUUUCUUACUAGACUGGCAACAAUAGUUUAAUUUUAUUUAUACAAUUACUGUAAUA
Molecule: messenger RNA, 842 nt
Organism: Glossina fuscipes
Lineage: Eukaryota; Metazoa; Arthropoda; Insecta; Diptera; Glossinidae
Exons: 1
Coding region: 138-755 (205 amino acids)
Biological process (GO): cytoskeleton-dependent cytokinesis
Cellular component (GO): dynactin complex
Source: RefSeq, a predicted model, not a curated record